UCGACUUUUUAUUGCUGAACAAAUGGGAGUCGUUCACAUUUUGAUGCCAAAUACAAAACAAUUACAAAAGGUGACAUUYCUUGACAUAAGUCACAAAGUUUUAACAUCAGAUAGGAAAGGCGACGAGAGAGGGUUUCUUAGUCUUGCUUUUCAUCCGGAUUACAGGAAAAAUGGUCGCYUUUUUGUUUACUACUCGACUCGAUUGAACAAAACUGCUGAUAAAGAUAACGACCAUAAAACCGUGUUAAGUGAAUUUACCGUCUCAACCCUCAACCCGAACAGAGCUGAUCAUGACAGUGAGAAAAUCAUUCUGGAAAUACCUCAACCAAGAUCUAAUCAUAAUGGCGGACAGAUUCUGUUUGGAUAUGAUGGCAUGUUGUAUUUGACAUUAGGUGAUGGUGGAUCUGCUGGCGAUCCAUUUGGCCAGUUUGGUAAUGGCUUAAAUUUGAACACUCUCCUUGGUUCAAUCCUACGUAUCGAUGUCAAUACGAAGAGUACAAACCCACCUUACAAAAUACCACGCGACAAUCCCUUCGUAUACCAUCAUAGCGCAAGACCCGAAAUUUACGCGUAUGGCGUGCGUAACAUGUGGCGUUGCUCGUUUGAUCGAGGAGACAAAGACGGACGUGGGAAAGGACGGUUCUUUUGUGGUGAUGUCGGACAGAAUAAAUUCGAAGAGAUCGAUUUAAUAGAGAAAGGCGGCAACUAUGGAUGGAGGGCUUAUGAAGCCAAUGAUUGCUUUGAUAGCAAGCAAUGUUAUUCACCAAAAUUGAGUAACGCAAUCUUCCCUAUUUUUGCGUACAAUCACUCGGUUGGCAAGUCUGUUGUUGGAGGUUAUGUAUACCGUGGAUGCCAGAACCCUAAUCUAUAUGGUUACUACAUAUUUGGUGAUACAUGGAGCAGUCGUUUCUUCACACUGAUCCAAAACAAAACUACAAGAAGAUGGGAUCACCGCGAAAUGUGCUUUGGAGACAAAUCAUACUGUACAGAUACACUGAAGGGAGAUUUUGAGCAGUUUGUCCUGUCAUUCGGUGAAGACGAAGCCGGAGAGAUUUAUCUACUAGCCGUACCUUCGCCAAAGGCAAAGACUCCUGUUGGUUCUGUUUAUCGUUUAGUUGAUCCAGCCAGGAGAGGGAAUCCCAGUGACUGCAAAAUCAAGCCCAAACCACCUCUCCCACUUACAACGCAACCUCCUAGUACCAAGCCCACCCGGCCAUGCACAGCUAAAGAUACGUUGACAGAUAUUUAUAAAGAUUAUGCGUACGGUACCAAAAGGUGUCAGAUGUAUAAGCAACGAGAUCCCAAGUGCCUUCGUUCGUGGUUUUACAAGAAGCAUUGUAAAAAGACUUGUGGAUUCUGUUAGCUCAGGCCUCGAAAUAUCUCGUCCAUAGCACCGAUAUAUGCAUAUGUAAUCAUGUCAUAGCCAAACAGGCAUAUAGAUAGGCAGCAAUCAAGAUAUUAUAUAAUCAUUAUGUAGAAGCAAUAAAGGUAAAAACACUGUAAC
Exaiptasia diaphana is the source of this 1504-nucleotide messenger RNA. RefSeq names its product HHIP-like protein 2. Lineage: Eukaryota; Metazoa; Cnidaria; Anthozoa; Actiniaria; Aiptasiidae. The record is from RefSeq and is a predicted model, not a curated record. Bases 23 to 1363 code for a protein of 446 amino acids. The transcript is spliced from 6 exons.